UUAUUGUUGGUCAGUUGAGUGCGGUACUUUGGAGCUAGCGGACGUGUCUUCGGCAACGAUAGUUCUUAGACGAGUUGAGGUGGCCAAACGUGUGAGUUGCCGAGUGCGAGCGUGUACAUUGUUGCGGUUCAUAUGCUCUCGUAGCCGAAUAUAGAAAUGAGGAAAUAAAUACAUGCGUACAACAAAAAAGAGAAAACAUAAUAAAAGUGACAAUUGCGCGUUGUGUUUUGCAUAAAUUUGCUUUAUAAUUUUACAAUAACAAAGAGCAACAUAGUACGUAAAUCAAAAGAAGAAAUAUCUAAUGAGUUAAAUAAUCAAAGUGAAAAGGCAGUGGAGAAACACACGCAAAGAAUAUAGAAAGCGACCUUUGAUAAAGCAUAUAUUUGUAGGUGUUGGCAUUUUUUGAAAGUGAAUUUCGUUUCGAAUUGUUGGAGCAAAAUAAAUUAGUGGAUUCUUCUUUCAUCACGCAGCAAACGCUAUUAGACGAAUGCAAGGUCACGCUUGUACAACGUUGUAGGAUAGCCGUUUGUAACAUCACCGGCAAGUUGAGAUUCAGGCGAUAGCCAGCACGACAGCGCCAGAGACUUGAAGUAAUUGCUUCAGUGCGAAAAGUUCGCUCAUUAUGACAACCCACUGGCACACGUUGCGAUGGCGCGUCCUUGUGUCGGUAACCAUUUUGCUUAGCUUAAGUCUAACACAAGUGACGGAAGGAUUUCCCUUCGUCUUCAAUACCAACCGCAAGGUCAUCAAUUGGACUGUACCGGAAGACAACUGGGAAAUUCAUUCCGUGCCGCGCAGCAUCACGCCUCAUGUAGAGCUGAAAAAGUACCCUAACCGCACCAAUCCCGAUCCUGGACAGAGCGAUGAAGAAUUUUUGGCACGACUUCGAAACCUCAAGCGCAACGACACCAUGGCGCGAAUGCUUUGGUAUGACACGACACCCGAUGGCCUGAGUUAUCCGCCUUUCGUAGACAAGGCACUGAAACUGUUCAAUUUGAAGCAGGUGGCUUUCGAGAUCGAGAACAGUGUCAUGUCCAAAGUGUCGUGCACAGCUUGCAAAGCCGGUGCUGGUCUACUGCAGCACUACAUACGCGCUGGCAAAACGAAAGGGGAAAUUAUAAAAUUAAUUUACGAAUUCUGUGUUAACCUAAACAUACAGAGUCCGCGCGUCUGUGAAGGUGUCUCCACACUCUUCGGUAGCGAAGUAAUUUAUGUGUUGCAGCGCGUGAAUCUCGGACCAGAUGAAAUUUGUAGUUUUGUGAUCGGUGAUGCUUGUGGUGACGUUUACAAUCCCUACCAUGAGUGGGAAGUGAUAUUCCCGCCCGUACCAAAGCCACCAGUUGCAGAAUUGAGUAUGCCUAAAGAGGCGGCACCGUUCUUUAAGGUCUUACACAUCUCGGACACACAUUACGACCCACACUAUGUGGAGGGCUCAAACGCCAAUUGCAAUGAACCGCUAUGUUGUCGCCUGAGUAGUGGACGCCCAUCAAACCCAAAUGAUGCAGCUGGCAAAUGGGGCGACUACCGAAAGUGUGACACACCGAAACGCACGGUGGACAAUAUGUUGGAGCAUAUCGCCGACACGCACAAAGAUAUUGACUAUAUACUGUGGACGGGGGAUCUGCCGCCUCAUGAUGUUUGGAAUCAAACCAAAGAGGAGAACUUGGAGAUUAUCAAGGAGACUGUGCGUCAGAUGUCUGAGAAAUUUCCUGGUGUGCCCAUCUUUCCGGCGUUAGGCAAUCAUGAAAGUGCGCCGGUUAAUAGCUUUCCACCACCGUAUGUAAACCAAGUGGAUAUCUCUAUAGCGUGGCUGUAUGACGAAUUAGAUGUCCAGUGGCGUCGGUGGCUCCCGCAAAGUGUUUCACAUACAGUAAGACGUGGCGCGUUCUACUCGGUAUUGGUGCGACCAGGCUUUCGUAUUAUUUCACUAAAUAUGAAUUAUUGCAAUAACAAAAAUUGGUGGCUGCUGCUUAACUCCACAGACCCUGCAACAGAACUGCAAUGGUUCAUAUACGAGCUGCAAAGCGCUGAGUUUUCCAAUGAAAAAGUGCACGUAAUCGGUCACAUACCACCGGGGCAUCCCGAUUGCUUGAAAGUGUGGUCACGCAAUUUCUAUCGCAUCAUUUCGCGUUACGAGAGCACCAUUACAGCCCAAUUCUACGGACACACACAUUUCGAUGAAUUUGAAAUGUUCUACGAUCCACACGACCUCAGUCAUCCCACUAGUAUAGCGUACAUAGGCCCAUCCGUAUCACCAUACUACGAUUUAAACCCUGGUUAUCGCAUUUAUUAUGUUGAUGGUGACCAUGAUACUACCACGCGUCUGGUGGUGGAUCAUGAAUCUUGGAUAAUGAAUUUAAAGGAGGCGAACCUUUACGAUUACCCUAUUUGGUAUAAAUUAUACACAACGCGUGCGGCGUACAAUAUGAAAGCGCUCAGACCGGUGGACUGGAGUAACUUGAUCGAUGAGAUGGCGGACAAUCAGGAACUAUUUGAUUUGUAUUAUAAAAAUUACUGGAAGAAUUCGCCAAUACGGCCAGUUUGUGAUGCCGAAUGUAGAAAGAGGAUGCUGUGCGACUGCAAAAGUGGCCGUUCACACGACAGGAAACACUUUUGUCAAGAUGUGGAAGCAAAGGUAGAUGAUGGUUCAUCGAAGUCAUGGAAAUCAUGGCUGUAUCGUGGCUUGACAAACUCUUAUAGCCUGAUUUCAUCUAUCACAUAUCUGCCCAAAUACCUGAUGGGCUUUGGUUGAACGGAAGCUUGCUUGCUUCACGAACGCUUGGAACACUGCAGCUGCUGCAAACACAAAAAUUCGUAUGUCGGAUCACUGAAAAUCGAAGGAUUCGCGCUGUCUGGAAGCGGCAUAAACAAUUCGAGAAUUUCUCCUGUAAAAGUGCAAACAAAUUGACUCGAAAAUUGUAAUCAAUUAAUCAUUUAAGUCAUUUAGCUAAUAUUUGUAUGUAUGUAUAUUGUAGACGAAGCAAGAGUAUGAAUGUACAUUAAUUAUGUGAUUAUUAGAGCUUAAACAACUUAUUUCUAAGUAGACUAAUAAAUCUUCAAAAUUACAGAAGUGAAAAAAUCCUUUGGUAUUAGAAACACGUACACGUAUGUAUGUAUGCGUGUUUACAUUCCAGUGUAUAAUAUACCCAUAUGCAAUAUAAUAUAAUACUCAUAAUUCAUAUUUCGUAUUUUCCCACAAAGAAAAUUUCGGCUCAACCGCAAAAUAAUAUUUAAUUUGUUUUUAAUAAUAUUAACUUUUAAUAUUUAAUUAAGUGUAUUCAAUUAAUAAACGAACAACAAACACACAGUCAUAACAUAAGCAUAGCGAAGUCCGCACACCUGCAAAUACACUCAUACCGUUAGUUUCAUUGUGAAUAAAUUGCUAAGUUUUAUAAAUGUAAAUUUUAGACU
Molecule: messenger RNA, 3411 nt
Organism: Ceratitis capitata (Mediterranean fruit fly)
Lineage: Eukaryota; Metazoa; Arthropoda; Insecta; Diptera; Tephritidae
Product: sphingomyelin phosphodiesterase
Exons: 7
Coding region: 623-2752 (709 amino acids)
Biological process (GO): sphingomyelin catabolic process; ceramide biosynthetic process
Cellular component (GO): lysosome
Molecular function (GO): acid sphingomyelin phosphodiesterase activity
Source: RefSeq, a predicted model, not a curated record